CCCCCCCCCCCCCCCCCUCUCUCGCUAUUAUUCCCCUCUUAGCUGCGCCCUGGAUCUUGUGCUGCAAUUUCUCCUAACCAAAGAAUAAAACCCCUCGUCGCAUCAUUGUCUCCGCCGUCGCGCGAAGAUACAGUCGCAGCGAUGGACGGCAGCAAACCAAGCUCUCCCACCUCCGUCUUCUCCUUCCAUCGCAAACCCCGCUCGCCGGAAACGACAACGACGACAGCGACGGUGCCCACGCAACAAGAACGCGAAGCUAUCAUACUCGAAGCAAAGAGACAUAUCCGAGAUGUCGUUCGGAAUGAUUGGGAUUAUGAAACGUCCUUGACGAAUAGUCCGCCAUCGGCUGGUUCUAACGCCAGUUCUAUGACUGCCACCACGCCGUCAUCAUCAGCUCCUACUACUACUAAUAGUACUACUACCACCGCUACGGGUACCACGUCCAGCUCGACGGCAGGGACGGAAUCCCUUUCUGAUGUUGUGGGAUGGCGACUACGCGAAUAUGAUAGUUCAGGCUCGGAAUUCGACCCGGAGCAGGCUGGUCCUGCUCAAGCUGGGAAGCAGCAUCGCCGUCCCGAGCAGGGUAAAGAUUCGGACGCAGCAGUCCGGGCUAAUGUCGUCGAGCGCAGACGGAGACGAAGACGCCAGCUCGAGGAAGAGAUGCGGUGGAAUAUCGGGCUGAGGAUCUGGGUUGAGAGGAGAAAUGCAUGGUCCGGUGCUCGCACGAGAGCAGAUGUCAAACGCACAUCCGGGGCGCAGGCUGCUCCCUCAGCGGCGCAGGAGGUGGAUCAGAAAAUCGCGGAGAAGGCACCACUUGUGCGUCCUCUCAGCUCAGAGAGUGCGGGGAGUCGCAGCACGGUGCCUGCGGAGGGAGAGGAGCGAGGCGAUCAAGCGUCGCAGCCUUCGUCUGAUGGUUCUUCCCUGGUACCGGAGACAGAGGCCCUGUCCGUGAGUGAGAACCAUGAUGCGGCAUCUAAGGAAGGGGAGACGUCUGUUCCGGCAACAACGAAAGAAGAACGAUCAACGGGAGAGGAGAAAGAAGACGACGAGGAUCCUAACGAGCCUCUCGUCCCUCUAGUACGCCCUCUUCUCCCCGAAAGCAAUCCCAUUCGCUCCUCUAUCAAGCCCUCGCUAUAUCCGUCUAUCUACAGCAAGAUCGUGGUACAAGGCCUGACGCCCACUGUGCCCAUCAACCUGGCGGACGUAACGCGCGCCAUGGUCGAGGGCUGGAAAGCAGAUGGGCAAUGGCCUCCAAAGCCAACCCCACAAGCACCAGGGGACAACAUCGUCGCCCGCCGCAGAGUCAAUGCCUCCAAUCAUACCAACCAUAAUCAUGACGAGAAAAGGAAGAGCCAUGGUGUCGCUGGCGCAAUGAAGAAAGUCCUCGGCUUCUCAGGUAUCCAUCAUUAUCCUUUCCAUCGACGAGGCUCCAGCCAAGGCACAGGCGGCGAUGGCGCCAACGAUGUUCCCCUUGUGGAAGAGAACCCUGAAACGCAAAAAACAUAAUCAGAAGGUCUCCGAGGGAAAAAAAAAAUUCAAGAUCAAGAUGAAGAUCAAGAAGACUGACUGAUAUUGUACUGUUUCUUUUUCUUUUAUCCUGAGGGGCUGGAGUACGAGUAAUGUCAAAUUAUUAUUCAUUAUUAUCUCAUCACCGACAUGCGGUCUACUCAUUAACUCAAGGCGUGCUUUAUGAAACGACCGUGAUCUGAAUAAUCAAUAUCAAUGCUGUUAUUGCAAACUUCCAACGGAAACUGGACGUUGGAAAUUGGAGAGCUUGGAGCAAUAUAACCAUGGACUUGGGAAAUUCUCGUUAUGUCAUCACUUAACUCUGAUUUUGAGCUCUAGUUUUUCUUUUCUGGGAUACGAUAAAUUCUUCUUCAUCUUCACGCAAAGCGCCAUGAUACGCAUCAUAUUGUACUGAGGAAACAUGAGCAUCAAAUACGGAUUCUUUUUUCGAAUCGAUAUUUAGUUUCAUUUUUUCUGUCUCUAUACGAUAAUAUA
Paecilomyces variotii is the source of this 2001-nucleotide messenger RNA. RefSeq lists its product as hypothetical. The transcript has a single exon. Bases 142 to 1506 code for a protein of 454 amino acids. The record is from RefSeq and is a predicted model, not a curated record. NCBI's taxonomy places the organism in Eukaryota, Fungi, Ascomycota, Eurotiomycetes, Eurotiales, Thermoascaceae.